Penicillium cinerascens is the source of this 1881-nucleotide messenger RNA. Its product is annotated as putative proline--tRNA ligase AIM10. Gene Ontology annotation, cellular component: cytoplasm; mitochondrion. The transcript is spliced from 5 exons. Gene Ontology annotation, biological process: prolyl-tRNA aminoacylation. Lineage: Eukaryota; Fungi; Ascomycota; Eurotiomycetes; Eurotiales; Aspergillaceae. The record is from RefSeq and is a predicted model, not a curated record. Bases 1 to 1881 code for a protein of 626 amino acids. Gene Ontology annotation, molecular function: proline-tRNA ligase activity; ATP binding.
AUGAUCUCCGGGAUGCGUCCAGUGUCCGGUCGCACUUCGGGGAGGCGGCUGGCCCUGGGGCUUCGCAUUCAGCGCUGCGGACUUCAUGUUGAUGGUCGAAAUCGAGUUUCAAAUUUCUGGAUACCCACUGCUGGUAAAGCUAAAAAGACAGGGGAUAAUGAGGAUGCCAAUGAUCUCCUGGUUCGAGGCGGAUUCCUUCGCCAGGCCUAUUCUGGUGUCUUCCAUUUACUUCCUCUGGGGCUGCGAGUGCAAGACAAGCUAGAGGGACUUAUUGACAAGUAUAUGCGUGGAUUGGGCGCGUCCAAGGUCUCUCUGUCCUCAAUAUCAUCACAGGAGCUCUGGGAGAAGUCCGGGCGACUCACCGAGGGCUCCGAGGUUUUUCGAUUCCACGAUCGUAAAGACACUCGUUUUCUUCUCGCUCCUACCCAUGAAGAAGAAAUCACUACACUAGUCGGAAGUCUCACAACGUCGUACAAGAGUCUUCCUUUGCGGGUGUAUCAAAUCACGAGAAAGUAUCGCGAUGAGCCGCGGCCGCGGCAAGGCCUUCUUCGUGGCCGAGAAUUUGUCAUGAAAGACCUCUAUACGUUUGAUUACAAUGUCGAGGAAGCACUCAAGACCUACAAGUCCGUGAAACAUGCCUACACGCAGCUGUUUGAUGAGCUCAAGAUUCCCUAUCUUGUUGCCGCCGCAGAUUCUGGAAACAUGGGCGGUAGUCUCAGCCACGAGUUUCAUUUCGUCAGCAACAAGGGCGAAGAUCGCAUAAUAAGUUGCUCAAAUUGUGAUCACGUGUACAACGAGGAGCUUGCAGAUGGCAAGACACACAUCUUCCACGAGUCUGCUGGCCAGAGCACUACGCCGGGCUUCCAGACAGAAGAUGCGCCUGCAGAAGGGGGCGCAACGAUAUCAAAUGGCAUGUGGAUGGCCAUUUCACAUGACGCAAGUACUCUUCUCCGGGGCUGGUACCCCAAGUAUUCCAUGCAGAAUGGUGCAACAGAGCCCGUCGAAAGGCAGGUCAAUUCGCACGCCGUCAAGGCCAUCGCUACCGCAGCUAGUGUGGAUCUCGACUUGAGCGUUGAGAAUCCAUUGGUAAAGUGGACCGCACAUGUCAAAUCGGGUGCUUCUACGCAAAAGCCCCGUGUUUUGGAUCUCUAUGACUCCCAAGUACGGGUCUACCAGCGUCCACCGCUAAGUGAUUUACUGGAGGAAGUUGGCUGCACCGCUGCAGAUAUCGAGUAUUCGAUGCUGGACCGGUUCCCUGGUACCGAGAACAAGCUCAGCCUUGUACGCGUCCACGAUGGAGACCGAUGCUCAAACUGCACGGAUGGACAUUUGACGAGUAACCCUGCUGUCGAGCUUGGCCACACCUUCCACUUGGGCACACGGUAUAGUGAGGUGCUCAAUGCCUCUGUAUCUGUCAGCCCCGCAGCGCUAAGUGGAUCUUCUGCAUCUAACACACAAUCUACGAAAGAGCAAAUUGUGCCGAUGCAAAUGGGCUGCCAUGGAAUUGGCGUCUCCCGCUUGAUCUCGGCUGUGGCAAACCGCUUAGUAGAUGCUAGCGGGUUGAACUGGCCUCGCGCAAUUGCUCCCUACGAGGUUCUAGUUGUUGCUGGGAAGGGUCUAGACUCUGUUGCUGAACAGGUCUAUGAUAACCUCGCAUCUAGCUCAAAGCCGGUGGACACCCUCUUGGAUGACCGUGACAAGGGAAUGGGCUGGAAACUAGGCGACGCAGAUCUUAUUGGGUACCCGGUCAUCGUGGUUGUCGGCAACGGCUGGAAGAACAAGCAAACACUGGAAGUCCAGUGCCGACGUCUGGGCGUGUGCCAGGACGUGUCUUUGGAUCAGUUACCUUCGUUUGUCGAAGGUCUUCUCUCGCAGCUGUGA